Molecule: messenger RNA, 1036 nt
Organism: Ceratitis capitata (Mediterranean fruit fly)
Lineage: Eukaryota; Metazoa; Arthropoda; Insecta; Diptera; Tephritidae
Gene: Aprt
Product: adenine phosphoribosyltransferase
Exons: 3
Coding region: 167-703 (178 amino acids)
Biological process (GO): adenine salvage; AMP salvage
Cellular component (GO): cytoplasm
Molecular function (GO): AMP binding; adenine phosphoribosyltransferase activity; adenine binding
Source: RefSeq, a predicted model, not a curated record
CAUUUGUUAAUAGCACUAUUUUAUUUAUUUUACUGCCUAAAUUUUCUUUCGGCAUUUACUAAAUAAUUCCGUUUCAGCAGCUCAUUCCAUACUUGCUUUCUACCAUAGACCAUACCUCAAACACUAUUCCUAUAUCGGCAAUUUCAGCUGGAGCGUUUAUUGUAAAAUGAGUACUAAUGAAAAAUUGGAAUAUAUUAAAAGUAAAAUUGGCACAUUCCCAGACUUUCCCAAAAAAGGCAUCGUAUUUCGUGACAUUUUCACCGCGCUUAGAGAUCCAACUGCCUGUAGAUAUUUGAAGGAAGUGCUGGUACAGGAAGUUAAACAAAGAUAUCCAAAUGCUGAGAUUAUUGUUGGUUUGGAGUCACGUGGCUUCCUGUUUAAUUUACUAAUAGCUACUGAAUUGGGCAUUGGUUGCGCACCAGUACGCAAGAAGGGCAAGUUACCCGGUGACCUCAUAUCCGUUGAGUAUGUGUUGGAAUAUGGAAAAGACAUUUUCGAAAUGCAAGCGAACGCGAUUAAACCGGGUCAAAAGGUUAUAAUCGUUGAUGAUCUACUCGCCACUGGCGGUUCUCUCAAAGCGGCUAUUGAGUUGGUACGCAAAGCGGGUGGUGAUGUAAUUGGAGGCAUUGUCGUUAUGGAAUUGAAAGAUUUACGUGGUCGUGAUAAAAUUGAUUGUGAUGUACAUACAUUAAUCAAAUACUAAAACACUGUGUUGUCAACGAAAAUGCUCCGAAUCGAAGAAAAUAAUUGGAAUUUAUUUAAUUAACUAAUAAUAUACAUAAAGAUAUGUACAUACAAACAAAUUACUCAAUACAUCUUACAAAACAAGAACAAAUUUUUCAACAUCUUAAAUAACUACCAAUUACUAUAGAUUUCCCGGUGCUUUGCAAAAGUAAAAGAUAAGAAUUUUCUAUAUUUAUACUUGCAUUUACUAAUGAAUAGUUGUAAAUAUGGGUAGUGUUGGGUGUAAUAUAUAUUGUUAUAAUUAAUUAUUUGAAAAAGGAAGCAAUAAAAAUAUACAUGAAGCUAUUUUUAU